AUGGCUUCCUCGAGUGAUCAAGCUCACUAUUUCAUCCUCAUAAUUGCCACCACCGCCACCUUACUCGUUUUAAGGCUCGCCAAAAUAUUCAUACUCAACAAAAACCCAUCUCCGGCGAACAACCGCAAACUCCGCCUGCCACCGAGCCCGCCGGCGCUGCCGCUCAUCGGCCACAUCCACCACCUGGCGUCGGCCCAACCCUUGUUCAAAACAUUCCACGCGCUCCGCCAGAAGUACGGCCCGCUCCUCUACCUCCGCCUGGGCUCCUACCCGGUCGUCCUCGUCUCCUCGCCGUCCCUCGCCUCCGAGAUCUUCCGCACCCAUGACGUCAGCUUCGCGGCGAAGCCCGACUCGCCGCUCGAGGACCGGCUGCUGUACGGUGACUCGGGGUUCGUGACCGCUCCCUACGGGGACUACUGGAAGUUCGUGAAGAAGCUGUGCGUCACGGAGCUGCUCUCCACGCGCCAGCUGGACCGGUCUAGGAGCGUGAGGCGGGAAGAAGUGGAGCGGCUGCUCAGGAAAUUAGUGGCCAAGAGCGAGGAGAAGGCCGCCGCGGACUUGAGCGUUGAGCUCAUGAGUCUGACGAAUAACGUCACAUGCAGGAUGGCGAUGAGCACAAGGUGUUCCGGCGAGGACAACGAAGCAGAGAGGUGCAGAAAGUUGGUGAACGAGUCAAAUGAGCUGACAGCCAAAAUGCUGCUGGCGCAUAUGCUCGGACCUUUCAAGAGAGUGGGAUACUUCUUGCUUCGGCGGCAAGCAAAGGAAUUCCCGGCGAGGUGCGACGAGAUGCUCGAGAGAAUCCUCAUGGAGCAUGAAGAAAGAUCGGCAUCAUCAGCUGCCUACAGAAGUGACGAUGAUGAUGGCCCCAGCUUCGACUGUACGAACCCUGAUUUUAUGGAUAUUCUUCUACGAGUGUCCAAUGAUCCAGAGGCCGAUAUCAAGGUCACCAGAAAGAAUAUCAAGGCCUUCUUCUUGGAUAUAUUCAUUGCCGGUACCAGCACAACAGCAGACGCAAUGGUGUGGACGAUGGCAGAGAUCUUGAACCAUCCAGCCAUAUUCAAGAGGGUGAGGCAAGAGAUUCACGAUCUAACCAAUGGAAGCGGCAACAACAGGUUGGUGGAAGAGACAGACAUUCCAAACCUCUACUAUUUACAAGCCGUCGUGAAAGAGGCAUUAAGGCUACACCCUCCAGUAAUGGCGGUACCUAGGGUUUGUCGCGAAGCUUGCAGGGUCGGAGGGUUCGACAUACCAAAAGGCGUGGCUGUGGCGCUCAAUGUAUACUCCAUAACCAGAGAUCCCGAUGUAUGGGAGAAUCCUGACGAAUUCUCUCCUGAGAGGUUUCUUCAGGGUAAGGUCGAGAAGGGAUUUCAGGCGAAUGGCUUCGCUACAUUUGGUGGUGGAAGGAGGAUGUGUCCUGGUUCGAACUUGGCGUUCACGGUCAUAUGUUAUGCGGUUGCGGCCAUGGUUCAGUGCUUUGAGUGGAAGUUUGCGAAUGGGGAAGAGGGUGUGAAGAUGGAAGCAGGUUUAGGGAUGACUAUGAGCUUGGCCAAACCGCUUGUUUGUCUUCCACUGCUGCAGGUUUGCUUCGAUCAAUUUCAUAUGGAAGCUUCUUCGAUUUGA
Linum trigynum is the source of this 1620-nucleotide messenger RNA. NCBI's taxonomy places the organism in Eukaryota, Viridiplantae, Streptophyta, Magnoliopsida, Malpighiales, Linaceae. The record is from the annotation of a GenBank genome assembly.